Messenger RNA from Trematomus bernacchii (emerald rockcod), 1295 nucleotides. RefSeq names its product solute carrier family 35 member D2 (gene slc35d2). The record is from RefSeq and is a predicted model, not a curated record. Gene Ontology annotation, cellular component: Golgi apparatus. The transcript is spliced from 11 exons. Gene Ontology annotation, molecular function: GDP-fucose transmembrane transporter activity; antiporter activity. The coding region runs from base 97 to 1194 and encodes 365 amino acids. Lineage: Eukaryota; Metazoa; Chordata; Actinopteri; Perciformes; Nototheniidae.
UCCCCUUGGACUGAACCUCCCACCACUAAACCAGGAAUUACUCCGCCUUAGAAAAACGUAAAAAACCUGUAACAGGUGUCUUUAUAGUUUCUUAAGAUGUCUGCCAUUCGCGGUCUACAAACUGUUGAACACUCCGGAAUGCUCAAGCUUUAUUCUGCCUUGUUUUACGCCGGCUGCUCGUUCCUCAUCACGGUGGUGAAUAAAACCGUGUUGACGAGCUUCAGGUUUCCGUCCUACUUGUUUCUGGGAAUUGGCCAGAUGAUCGUCACUCUUGUUGUCCUUUAUGCUGCCAAAAUGAGAAAGAAAGUCCAGUUUCAAGAUUUUGACAGAAGUAUUAUCUUUAAAAUUUUCCCUCUUCCUUUGCUGUAUGUUGGGAACCAUAUAACAGGGCUGGCAAGCACCAAAAAACUCAGGUUAAACCAUUUUGGAUGUUAUCUAGUAGUCCUUAAUUUCACGCUGCUCAUUCAUGUGUUUCCUGAACGUGUUUUGUGCUUUUACAGUUUACCCAUGUUUACAGUAUUACGGAAGUUCGCCAUAUUGAUGACGAUGAUCUUGGAAGUAUAUUUACUAAAAAAAUCAUUCCCAAGACGCCUUGUAUACAGCGUUGUAGCCAUAGUCUUCGGUGCCAUGGUUGCUGCAAGUUCUGACCUAGCCUUCGAAUUGGAGGGCUAUACUUUCAUCCUGCUCAACGAUGCCUUCACUGCAGCCAGUGGUGUGUACACCAAGAAGAAACUUGGCACAGAGGGCCUCGGGAAGCAUGGUGUCUUAUUCUACAAUGCACUUUUCAUCAUCAUCCCCACUCUUUUGGCAAGUGCGUUUACUGGAGAUUUACACAAGGCAGUCACAUUUCAGGACUGGGGCGACGCCACUUUUGUUUUUUGUUUCCUCUUGUCUUGCUCCUUGGGGUUUGUGCUGAUGUAUUCCAUAGUCCUGUGCAGCUAUUAUAACUCUGCACUUACUACAACAGUAGUGGGGGCAAUAAAGAACGUUGCAGUUGCCUAUAUUGGCAUAUUUGUGGGUGGAGACUACCUGUUCUCUUGGACCAACUUCCUUGGCCUCAGCAUUUGUAUGUCAGGUGGACUAGUGUACUCGUAUUCCACCUUUAAUCAGAAAACAUCUGUAAGUUAUGAAGGAGCACAAGAGCUGAAGAUUCGCAUCACAGAAGAUUCAACCCAGAAGGAAGCUAUAAUCUAAAGGGACAGUAUUUUACCAUUCGCCACCUGGUGGCAUUGCUGUACUCCAUAUUGGAGCAUCAUAUUUCAUUUGUCAUUUUUAAUUAAAAUCAAUGAAUUUAA